This is a messenger RNA of Pristis pectinata (smalltooth sawfish), 2567 nucleotides long. It is a transcript of the gene wdr53, whose product is annotated as WD repeat domain 53. Gene Ontology annotation, molecular function: protein binding. The transcript has 3 exons. The record is from RefSeq and is a predicted model, not a curated record. NCBI's taxonomy places the organism in Eukaryota, Metazoa, Chordata, Chondrichthyes, Rhinopristiformes, Pristidae. The coding region runs from base 112 to 1362 and encodes 416 amino acids.
AAGGGUCGAAGCUGUGAUUGAAGAGGGUGGUAUUGAUAGGAAGAAAAGGAUCAUGGAGGGAGGGGCAGCUGGAGGAUAUGGCUCUAGUGGAAGGUGAAGCAAUUGUGAACGAUGGGUUUGCGAGGCUGGGUGGAGGGUGAACAGUGGUGGGGGGCUUUGUUUUGGGGAGAUGGAACUUUCAAAAGAGAAUUGGUUGUGACUGGAGGGUGUCGAGUAGUGAGUGGAUGCAUUGAAGGGUGGCAAGAAGAGAAGGGCUGUGGAAAUAAUAUGGCCACCAAGUGGACUGCAGGGGAUUCUCCAGUCCUGUGCCUAGAUGUCAGCCGUGGAGGUCUUGUGGCAUCAGGAGCUGAGGAGGGAGCCCUUGCGGUCUGGAACAUCCAGGGUUCCACCAUUGGUCGUCUGAAUCUAGAGGGUGAUGAUGUCACUUGUGUAUCAUUCUCACACAAGUGUGAAAGUAUAGUCUAUGCAUCUCAUGGUGAAGCAAUAAGUGCACUAGAUAUUCGAUCUCUUAAGGAGCCCAUUGAGUGCUUCCAUGUGAAUGAAGAUGAAAUAAAUUGCAUCUCUAUCAAUGAAACAGACAGUCAUCUUGCAGCUGCAGAUGAUUCUGGAUCCAUAAAGAUCAUAGACUUGGCUAGCAAGCAGGUCACCCGCUGUCUACAAAAACACUCAAAUAUUUGCUCCUGUGUAACUUUUCGACCUCAAUGGCCACAGAGUCUGCUUUCCUGUGGAUUAGAUAUGCAGGUCAUGCUGUGGAACUUGCAGAAAACUCGACCAGUUUGGACUGUGAACCUUCAGGAUCUGGCAGAAGAGGAAGAAGACAAUCAGCAGAUAGCAGGGUGCCAACUUUUUAAUCCACCAUUGGCUCAUUUCACAUCAGUUGCCAGUUGUGGUAAUGUAUUUGCCUGUGGGGCUGAAGAUGGCAAAAUACGUUUAUUCAGAGUAACAGGAGCAAGGUUUGAGUUGGAACGUGGAUUCUGCGGUCACAGUUUGGGUGUUUCUCAAGUCCAUUUUCUGAACUCUAUAUCCCAUCCUUAUUGGUUGAUUUCUGGAGGGAAUGAUGCUAAAGUCCUGUUGUGGGACCUUGGUGAACAAAUCUUAACAGGUGACAAACGACCCUCAAAAUCAUCUAGGCAAAAAUCAAAAGUUGGCUGCACUACUAAGAAAGCAGUUAGGUCCAAAGGAGUUGCCCAUGGUGCAAAAGGCAACAGAAAAAAUCAAAGUUAUCAUGUUUUGCCAAAGCUCAGUAUUGAUCAUGGAGAAAAGGUGAACUGGAUUUCUGCUGUGGAGGUAAAGGGUUCUGAAAGAAUAUUCAUUGCUGACCAGAGUUGUCAGAUAUCACUAUACCCUCUCAGAGACCUAUAGGUAUGCAGUACAUGAAACUAUUUAGAUGAAAGUGGCAAUGGCUUAGUAAAGGAGAAGGGAAAAAGCAAAUACGUAGAAUUUCAACAAAUUCUGAAAUAAAUGUGAGGGCUACCUGCAUGUUUUGUAUUUUGAUAGGAGCACAUAAAAUUGUUAGAAUAAUUAGAAUUGUUAGAAUAAGAUUGUUAGAAUAAUUAAAUAACCAACAGCCUGCUUAACCAUAAAACCCUUAAAAUUUUGUAAAAUUCUAUACAUGGAAAAAUUGUACUUUGCACAGAGAAUUUCACUGAGAAUUCCUAAGAACUGGGAACACUUAUAAAGAGGUUGACGCAUUUUUAAGUGGUUGCUUUGAGUGCACUGGAAGGACGCUGCUUUGAUUUGGGAAUUCUGAAGAGGAUUGAUGUGAGAUAAUUAGUGUGGUUCUCUGGAGUAAAAGAAUUGAUGGCAGUCCUGAGAAAAAUAAGCCUACUGGAAAUGUGUACAGAAUAUUUACAACACUGAGAAAUGCAACAAGUAAAUUUGGAAGGGUGCUGGAUUCCAGCAGGAUUCAUUAGGAAAUUUAUUUUGAACAUUGCUGGUAUUUGACAAUAUUUGUGUUUUCAAGAUAUUUUUUGUAUCAUUGAUCCUGAAAAAUGGUUUAGAAGAUUUUUUUUUCCUAACUGCAUUUACAACAGCUGCGUGACUGAAAAGUCAUUUCUUGAUGUAACUACACUUUUAAAAUCCCUCAAAGAAUGCAUUUGAUUAUCAAUGCUUUCAGUCUAAACAGGUUUAUUAAUAAAGGCUGAUGUGGAAAUAAAACACAGAGAAUUCAUAGUCUCUUUUUCUUUCAAAGGAGAAAAACUGUCAUAUGCCCAGAAGGAGAUACACUGGCUUGGAUUUAUGGGGAAAUACUAGCAAAUCUGUCACGAGUUUGAUGAAAAUCCCCACAUGAAUGAUAACAACUUAUACUUUUCUGUAUAUACUAAUGUGGAAAUAUUGGUAGCUAGUGUCAGUGGUUGACUGCCAGGCAACUGACUCUGCUCCAAUACUGAACUCCUUAUGGGGUUAAGGGUGACAGUGGGAACUUGAGCGGAGUGCUCUUUACGUGCAGGAUUUUCUAAACAAUUCUGCACGAGGUAAGAGGAUGUAUAGCUGAAUUUUCCCCCUUGAUGUUAAGUGAAAAUUUUGUCAUUAAUGUAGAAAGACCUGUUGCAACUUCUUGGUGUAAA